This is a messenger RNA of Nematocida parisii ERTm1, 535 nucleotides long. RefSeq lists its product as uncharacterized. The record is from RefSeq and is a predicted model, not a curated record. The transcript has a single exon. Bases 44 to 454 code for a protein of 136 amino acids. NCBI's taxonomy places the organism in Eukaryota, Fungi, Microsporidia.
UUUUUAUUGCUAAGACUCAGAGCAACUGUACUUUAAAAAUUUUAUGGACAGUUCACUGUGGGAUGAAGAUGGGGCAGAAAUGGAUCUUAUAAAGAAAGAAAGCCUGCAGCGGGAGAAGCAGAUAGAAAAUGAAGAUAUUAGGACUAAAAGAGAAUCUGAAAUAGAAAAGGCAAGAAUUAUCACUGAAUCUGCGCUGGAAGCCCAUUCAAACACACUUCUAAUGUUUUUGGGGUAUGUAAAAGCCGUUGCUAUGAAGGAGGACAGAAGUAUCUGGAUAGAAAGCGAAGCAAGAGUGUGGAAUGCAAUAAAGCAAGCUAUUGCUAAGAAUAUAGAAGAAGGCACUGAAAAAGAGAGAUUUGGUGAAAUUAUAUCCAAGAAAAUACUAGAAAUUGUAGAAAGCCGGGAGAGGUCGAUUGCCAGCAUAGAAAGACAGUUUCAAUCACUCGAACAUUAGAAUAAAUACGUAUAUAAUCCAAAUAACUUAAAAGUGCUAUAUAUUUAGAAAAGAAUGUAUUAUAAGAAAAAAUAAAUAUGU